Molecule: messenger RNA, 813 nt
Organism: Aureobasidium melanogenum CBS 110374
Lineage: Eukaryota; Fungi; Ascomycota; Dothideomycetes; Dothideales; Saccotheciaceae
Exons: 1
Coding region: 1-813 (270 amino acids)
Cellular component (GO): mitochondrion
Source: RefSeq, a predicted model, not a curated record
AUGAAUCCAGCGCCGACGUCUCUCUGGAACACAAAAAACCUCGGUCUACGACUCUGCGCAGAUGUAGCGUCCGCAGCAACCGCAGCCGCCCUGGUUGCACCCGUCAUUACUGCAAUCGACAAGGCCAUUAUUGAAAACGCCUCUGGCAGACAAACAUUAGGUCGUUCUCUACGCGAUUCUCUUGCAACAUUCACACUGCGACCACAUCAUUUCCUCUUCUCCAAGCCUUUUGCUUUGAUCUUUAUGCUGUAUGGCGGCACCUAUAUCACGGCAAACGCACUCGACACUUGCGCCAGCACGAUAAAAGGCAGACCUGCAUCAACCACAACAUCAGGCCCGGCAAAGUUCCUCGCAACCUCGUCUGCCAAUCUGUCACUCUGUCUGUACAAAGACAGCAGGUUUGCUAAACUGUUUGGCGCCGCUACAUCUUCUCCACGCCCUAUCCCUGGACCCAGUUAUGCGCUGUUUGCUGUCCGCGAUUGCUUGACCGUGUUUGCAUCGUUCAAUGUUCCGCCAUUGAUUGCGCCGAUGCUGCCUCUUUCGGAAAGCAUGCAAAAACAUGUUUCUGCCGCCUCAGCUGCACAGUUCCUGGCUCCUGCUGCUGUGCAAUUGAUCUCUACGCCUUUGCAUCUGCUCGGUCUGGAUUUGUACAAUAGAGAUGGUACACUCGGAGCCAAGGAUAGAUGGGCAAGGGUUAGAAGAGACUGGAUAAAGAGUUCGUUUGCUAGAAUGGCGCGCAUUGUGCCAGCAUUCGGAGUGGGUGGAGUGGUUAAUACGAGGGUAAGGAAGGGGCUUAUGCAGAGGUUGGAGUAA